This is a messenger RNA of Pipistrellus nathusii (Nathusius's pipistrelle), 594 nucleotides long. Lineage: Eukaryota; Metazoa; Chordata; Mammalia; Chiroptera; Vespertilionidae. The record is from the annotation of a GenBank genome assembly.
AUGACCGCCAUCGCCGUGCAGGCCCACAGGCUGCUGGGCCAGCGGAGGCCCCACCGAUCCUUCUUCGAAUCCUUCAUCCGGACCCUCAUCAUCGUGUGUGCUGCGCUGGCCAUGGUCCUCUCCUCCAUCUCCAUCUGCGACGGCCACUGGCUGCUGGCUGAGGGCCGCCUCUUCGGGCUCUGGCACUUCUGCACCAGCUCCAACCAGACGGGGCCGCACUGCCUCCGAGACCUGAGCGAGGCCCGCGUGCCGGGGCUGGCCGUGGGCAUGGUCCUGGCCCGCAGCGUGGGCGCCCUGGCCGUGGUGGCCGCCAUUUUCGGCCUGGAGCUCCUCAUGGUGUCGCAGGUGUGCGAGGACCUCCACUCGCGGCGCAAGUGGGCCCUAGGCUGCGUCCUCCUGUUCGUCUCGUUUGCCCUCUCCGCCGCGGGGCUCCUGAGCUUUGUGAUCCUCCUCCGGAGCCAGGUCACGCUCACCGGCUUCACCCUGAUGUUCUGGUGCCAGUUCACCGCCUCCUUCCUCCUCUUCCUGAACGCCAUCAGCGGCCUCCACAUCAACAGCAUCAGCCGGCCCUGGGGCCCGCUGAGCGAGUGUUAG